Messenger RNA from Ochotona curzoniae (black-lipped pika), 525 nucleotides. RefSeq names its product bone gamma-carboxyglutamate protein (gene BGLAP). The transcript is spliced from 4 exons. Lineage: Eukaryota; Metazoa; Chordata; Mammalia; Lagomorpha; Ochotonidae. Gene Ontology annotation, molecular function: structural constituent of bone; hydroxyapatite binding; calcium ion binding. Gene Ontology annotation, biological process: regulation of cellular response to insulin stimulus; regulation of bone mineralization; bone development. Bases 58 to 429 code for a protein of 123 amino acids. Gene Ontology annotation, cellular component: extracellular region. The record is from RefSeq and is a predicted model, not a curated record.
CCCCUUGAUACUCUCCUCCAUCCCCCUGCCUGCAGGGCAUGGCUCCCGGAGUUAUAAAUGCUGCUGGAGGCUGAGAGGGGAAGACCGGCUGAAUCCCAAGCAGCAGCCCCAGCAAACACCAUGAGGGCCCUCACACUCCUCCCUUUGCUGGCCCUGGCCGCUCUCUGCCUUACUGGCCAGGCGGAAGCGAAGCCCAGUGCAGCACAGUCUGGCAGAAGCACAGCCUUCAUGUCCAAGCAGGAGGGCAGCGAGGUGGUGAAGAGAGCCCAGCGCCAAGUGAAUGACGGGCCAGGAGCCCCAGCUCCUGGUCCGGAUCCCCUGGAGCCCACGAGGGAAGUGUGUGAACUCAACCCUAACUGCGACGAGCUGGCCGACCAGGUGGGCCUGCAGGACGCCUACCAGCGCUUCUAUGGCACGGUCACAGCCUAGGGCAUCUGCUGUCCCUGCCCUCCAUCCCCCAGACCCUGCCUCCACCAUCCCAGCCUGCCCAACCUGCCAGCCACCACUGCAGAAUAAACUCGCAAG